AUGGUGUUUGCGGGCGUGGCUAGUGCUCCCAGUCACCAAAAAAGAGUGACAGAAAUUAGGUCACCUGAUGGAGAUAAACUAAGCGCGAAUCACGUAAAAAGAAAGAGAUUGACAAGGGAGGAACACUGGUGUACAGAUAUUAAAUUGGAUAAUGUCUUUGUUAACUAUGUUCAAAACGAGCAGCGGUUAUCGGAAAUUCAACUUGGGGACUGUGGAGGUGCUGUCUCUCAAGACUCGGAGUUCGUUAAGGAGAGCUAUCCUAUUGGAGGUGACUUCAUGCGUAGCCCAGAAACUAUGUUAGGGCUUUCUUGGGGCACACCAACAGACGUCUGGUCAUUCGGAAAUGCAAUUCUUAGCCUUGUACAUGGGGGUGGUUAUCACCAAUUCGAUCCUGGUUAUGAUGGGGUCAAGCCAGAAGACGAGAAAUAUGAGUUGAUAGUUCUGCAGCGAAUGGUAUCACUCUUUCGGCCCAUUCCAACAAACGAUUGCCGAAAUCCUCAACCCGGACGCUCGUGA
Molecule: messenger RNA, 516 nt
Organism: Bipolaris maydis ATCC 48331
Lineage: Eukaryota; Fungi; Ascomycota; Dothideomycetes; Pleosporales; Pleosporaceae
Source: RefSeq, a predicted model, not a curated record